ACGAUUCCUUUUCCGCUUCUCUUUUCACUGUUAUAAAUCUAGAACGUCCCUCUCCCUACUUCAGUUACAAUCUAAGAACAAGAGUCCAUUAGUUUUCUCGGGAAAAUUAUCCACACUGUUUGAACUCGAUUGAGCAUAAAAAAAAACAGUGACUUUGCUGGUGAUUUCUUUGUUUGCUCUUAAUAAAGGUAAAACAUGGCGCAGAGUAACUGGGAAGCCGAUAAGAUGCUUGAUGUUUAUAUUCAUGACUAUUUGUUGAAAAGAAAAUUGCUUGCUUCUGCAAAUGCGUUUAUGACGGAAGGGAAGGUUGCUACAGAUCCAGUAGCAAUUGAUGCACCAGGAGGAUUUCUCUUUGAAUGGUGGUCUGUCUUUUGGGACAUAUUCAUUGCAAGGACAAAUGAGAAGCAUUCAGAGGCUGCUGCAGCUUACAUUGAGGCACAGCAAAUUAAGGCAAGGGAGCAACAGCAGAUACAAUUGCAGCAGCUGCAGCUGUUGCAGCAGCGCAGUGCUCAGUUACAGCGAAGGGAUCCUAGUCAUCCUCCUCUUGGUAGUGCUAUAAAUGCUAUAAACUCUGAGGGUGUUAUGGGGCAACCAUCGGCCAGUGUGCUAGCCAUGAAAAUGUAUGAAGAUCGUAUGAAACACCCUCACUCAAUGGAUUCAGAGGCUUCCCCUGCGCUUAUUGAUGCCAGUAGGAUGGCCCUGCUCAAAUCAGCUGCAAAUCCACAAGGCCAGUUGGUACAAGGCAAUUCUGGGAACAUGCCAGGUGCUUUGCAGCAAAUCCAAGCACGAAUUCCUUUAACCACUGACAUCAAAAGCGAAGUUAGCUUAGGUGCAACUCAGAAAAGUUUGCCUAUGGAUCCUUCAUCAAUUUAUGGACAAGCCAUUUUACAGUCAAAAUCUGGACUAAGCACUGCAGGAUUGAAUCAAGGUAUUACAGGUCUUCCUUUGAAGGGUUGGCCUCUAACUGGAAUCAACCAGUUACGACCGAAUUUGGGUGUACAAAUGCAGAAGCCAAAUCUUCAGACCCAAAAUCAGUUCCUUUUGGCACCUCAACAACAGCAAGUUUUGGCACAAGGUAAUUCCACAAGUUACGGAGAUAUGGAUCCUCGCAGAUUUUCUGGACUGCCUAGGGGUGGCUUGAAUGCAAAAGAUGGUCAAUCUACCAGAAAUGAUGGAUCAAUGUCCUCUCCAGUUUUAUCGAGUUCACCAAAGAUAAAAAUGGCUCAGAUGCAGCACCCUUCCUCUCAACAACAUGAACAAUUACCACAACAGCAACUACAACAGAAAAACAGAAAGAGGAAACAACACUCUUCCUCUGGACCUGCCAACAGCACCGGCACAGGAAACACUGUUGGCCCUUCACCCAGUUCGCCAGCAUCAACUCACACACCUGGUGAUGGAAUUAACACAGCCAAUAGUAUGCAGCAAGUCAACAGUAUGCCAAAAAGCUUGAUGACGUAUGGUCCAGAAGGAACAGGACUUCCGUCAUCUUCCAAUUUACUGGAUGAUAUUGAACGAUUUGGAGAUGUUGGUUCUUUAGAAGACAAUGUGGAAUCAUUUUUGUCUAAUGAUGGGGGAGACAGGAGGGAUCUGUAUGGGACAUUAAAGCAGAGUCCUAAACAGCACCAAAAAGAUUCUUCUAAAGGUUUUACAUUUGGUGAAGUUGGCUGCAUACGGACCAGAACCAGCAAAGUUACUUGCUGUCACUUCUCUUCAGAUGGGAAGUUGCUGGCUAGUGCUGGACAUGACAAAAAGGUUGUCCUCUGGAACAUGGAUACUCUGCAGACAGAGAGCACUCCCGAAGAACACAAGUUAGUUAUCACAGAUGUUCGGUUUAGACCAAAUUCAUCUCAGCUGGCAACAGCUUCAGUUGACAAAUCUAUACGAUUGUGGGAUGCAGCCAAUCCAAACUAUUGUUUACGUGCAUAUACGGGGCACAACUCACCUAUCAUGUCCCUUGACUUCCACCCUAAGAAGACUGAUUUAUUUUGUUUCUGUGAUCAUGACAAUGAAAUUCGGUACUGGAAUAUUAACUCAUUCUCUUGUACUCGUAGUUCAAAGGGAGGUACUGCACAAGUGAGGUUUCAGCCAAGAACUGGACAACUGCUGGCAGCAGCCUCAGAUAAAAUAGUUUCCAUCUUUGAUGUCGAAACUGACAGGCAAACGUACUCAUUCCAGAUAUCGGAGAUCCAACGCUGGGGAACGAGGUGUUCAAGAAUGCCGAUGGAAGCAUCCGCAUAAAGUCCAAUUCCUCGGGUAAGUUCUGGAGGCUUGCCGAGGAUGAUUGGAUCUACGCUGACUCAGAUGAUACCACCAGCAACGACUCUAGCACGUUAUUUUGGCCUUCUCUAUAGACAACGAACCAUGCAUGGAGGUGGAAGAGAUUGUCCUUUCAAGGAGUAUCAGUGAUGUCACUUAUCGCCUCAAGGGCCUCACAAUGGACAACCAAAAUGUUGUCCAAAAAUCGGCUUUGGUGGGGAUGUUAAUCGUAACAAAGAAUCUUUUCCGGCAGAGGUAAAGGUCUCCGGCGUCUCCUCACUUCUGCGGCUUGGUAGUGUAGGGAGCAGCACCUGCGCCACUGUUCCAGUAAUCGCAGACGGAAAGAUCAAGAUUGGGUCUACAGAAUCAGUCCGUUUUGGAGAAACUGAAACCAUCACGAGUAGUGAAAAUGAGGCUGUGUAUAAGGCGGAUGUGUCUCGUCACUUCGGAGGCUUCAUGCGAUAUUUCUUUCUCCUACAGCCAGCGCGGCACUCUUACUGCCGGGGAAAUAGUUAACAGCAAACAUCGACGAUGGAAUUUACACUGCCGUCAGUACCUUCGACUUCAAGUUUGACAUUACAAGGGAAACACUUUGAUAUUCCACUAGUAAUUCGUAUUGUGCCUGUUAUUGUCAUCGAUUCUUCAUUCACGUUUCACGUGAUCGUGAUUUUUUCGUUGUUUGUAGAAUUCCAUUAAAACCGAGUCAAUGUCUUGAGUUUCGAAUGGAGCCCUUUACAAGAAUAAUUUAGAGGGAGCUUUAAUGAAAAAUGCUGGUUCAAACAU
Messenger RNA from Malus domestica (apple), 3042 nucleotides. Lineage: Eukaryota; Viridiplantae; Streptophyta; Magnoliopsida; Rosales; Rosaceae. The record is from RefSeq and is a predicted model, not a curated record.